This is a messenger RNA of Apis florea (little honeybee), 901 nucleotides long. RefSeq names its product neo-calmodulin. NCBI's taxonomy places the organism in Eukaryota, Metazoa, Arthropoda, Insecta, Hymenoptera, Apidae. Gene Ontology annotation, cellular component: myosin II complex. The record is from RefSeq and is a predicted model, not a curated record. Gene Ontology annotation, molecular function: calcium ion binding.
UCUGAAUAUGGACUCACGGAGGAUCAAGUGGCCGAAUUCAAGGAGGCGUUCAUGCUGUUCGACAAGGACGAGGACGGCACCAUCACGAUGGCGGAGCUCGGCGUGGUCAUGCGAUCUCUGGGGCAAAGGCCGUCCGAAACGGAAUUGCGAGAUAUGGUGAACGAGGUGGAUCAGGAUGGCAAUGGUACGAUCGAGUUCAACGAGUUCUUGCAAAUGAUGUCGAAAAAGAUGAAAGGUGCCGAUGGAGAGGACGAGUUGCGCGAAGCGUUCAGAGUAUUCGACAAGAACAACGACGGCCUGAUCUCGUCGAAGGAGUUGCGACACGUGAUGACGAACCUUGGGGAGAAAUUGUCGGAGGAGGAAGUGGACGAUAUGAUCAAGGAGGCGGAUUUGGAUGGCGAUGGAAUGGUGAAUUAUGAAGAAUUCGUGACAAUCCUGACGUCGAAGAAUUAGUUGAGUGGCCACGGGUCGAACUGUAGAAGCUAUCCAGCUGCCGGAAGUCUUCGUCGAAGAACAGAGAUCGAAUCCCCAAAUCGAGUUCCUCCCCAAAAAAUCGUGGCAAGAUGGGAACCCCAGCAUCGAGAAACAUCGAUGAAAAAGGUCGCGAGAGAAUGUGUGGAAUUUGGAGAAGAAAAUUGGAAAAAUGGAAAAGCGCUACGCCCAAGAGGAUGUACGUUCGACCGAUAACGGCUUAUGGCUCGCGUAGUAAGGGUAAGUGGUGUCGAAAGACUGGUAGUUGUCUAGUCCGAGAUCGCGUAUCUCGAGCGAUGGGGUGACGGGCGACGAUGAGAGGUGAAAGCAAGAUGAAAAAGAGAAAGACGAAAGAUGAAAGAUAGGCGAGGGUGACUUCCGCAGUUGCACACGCAUACACGCAUACACACCUCGCUCCUUCGAAUUAAUU